GUCAAACGCAAGAGAUUCGCUAGACUUCUCCAAACCAUGGCAAUUCAGCGACGCCAUGUUAGCUGUGGAAGGAGAGAGAUUUCAUUUUCAUCGCAAUAUCUUGGGAAUGUGGUCCCCGUUUUCACGACGAUGUUUGCUGCCGGAACCGACAACCUUUUUUCUCUCCCUGGAAAGAAAUCAGCUGAAAUUAAGGAAAUGCUGUUGGUCAUUUAUCCUACGUCUGGGAAACCGAUCGAUCAAACUAACUACGCAUUCCUUCUUGACCUCGCGACGGAGUACAAGAUGAUGAAGCUUACUGAAAAAUGCGAAAACUACCUGAUCCUUAGAUUAGAAAAAGAAAAUUCUCAGUUUCAGCUGGGGCAGAAUCCGUUUGUCAUUCGUUUAGAAAAAGAGGCUUCUCAGUUCCCGCGGCAGUUUCCGGCGUUUGACCCUGAGAAAGAUUUCAUAGACAAGUGCCUUGAGCUUCUAAAUAUUGGGCAGAACUAUGGACUGGACAGGCUACAAAGCGCUUGCAUUGAGUUAGCAAUGCGUUUUAAAUUCCAGAAACUAACAACUGACGGGAGUUACAAGAACAUUUCUGUGUCCAACCGUGAAAGGAUUUUAGAGGGUAUGGUUAGAAGAACAGAGGAAGAACUCAAGACUAAAGAACAAAUGAUAAAAUCUAAAGACGAUCGAGACUCCCGAGCAAAAGAAAAGGCUGUAGCCGCGGUUAAGGAGCUGGAAAAUAUUAUUUAUAUUGUCUUUGUCGUUUGCAAGGCAAAUUAUCUUGCAGCCACAAUACAUGAGAAGCUAAAUUGUAUCAGUCGUUCAAAUGGAGAGUUCAGGAAACUAGCAGGUCUUUUGAAAGAUCUCCAUGAUAAAUUGACGGGCUUGUGUUAUGAUUUUUGA
This is a messenger RNA of Porites lobata, 888 nucleotides long. The record is from the annotation of a GenBank genome assembly. NCBI's taxonomy places the organism in Eukaryota, Metazoa, Cnidaria, Anthozoa, Scleractinia, Poritidae.